Oncorhynchus nerka (sockeye salmon) is the source of this 3930-nucleotide messenger RNA. Its product is annotated as zinc finger protein 501-like. The record is from RefSeq and is a predicted model, not a curated record. Lineage: Eukaryota; Metazoa; Chordata; Actinopteri; Salmoniformes; Salmonidae. The coding region runs from base 2136 to 3119 and encodes 327 amino acids. The transcript has a single exon.
AGUCUUAAAGGAGGACUGUAGCAUCUAAUGAUGAAACAUUAUGGAGUCUUAAAGGAGGACUGUAGCAUCUAAUGAUGAAACAUUAUGGAGUCUUAAGCUUUAAUUUGUGUUAUUACACUUGUGAAUGCAUGAAAGUUAAAUUUUUCUAAUAAAAAAAAUAUAUAUUUUGCACUCUGCAAUUUCACUGGAUGUUGUCGAAAUGUUCCGCUAGCGGAAUCCCUAGCCAUAACAGGUGUUAAUGUGUUUGAACCAAUCAGUUGUGUUGUGACAAGGUAGGGGUGGUAUACAGAAGAUAGCCCUAUUGGGUAAAAGACGAAGUCCAUAUUAUGUCAAGAACAGCUCAAAUAAGCAAAGAGAAACAACAGUCCAUCAUUACUUUAAGGACCACCACAAUAAUGGAAGAUCCAGAGUUACUUCUGAUGCAAAAGUUCAGUAGAGUUACCAGCCUUAGAACUUGCAGCCCAAAUAAAUGCUUCACAAAGUUCAAGUAACAGACACAUCUCAACAUCAUCGGUUCAGAGGAGACUGCGUGAAUCAGGCCUUCAUGGUCGAAUUGCUGCAAGGAAACCACUACUAAAGGACACCAAUAAGAAGAAGAGACUUGCUUGGGCCAAGAAACACGAGCAAUGGACAUUAGACCGGUGGAUAUCUGUCCUUGGGUCUGAUGAGUCCAAAUUUGAGAUUCAUGUCAUGUCUUUGUGAGACGAGGAGUAGAUGAACAGAUUAUCUCCGCAUGUGUGGUUCCCACCGUGAAGCAUGGAGGAGGAGAUGUGAUGGUGUGCGGGUGCUUUGCUGUUGACAAUGUCAUUGAUUUAUUUAUUCAAGUCACACUUAACCAGCAUGGCUUCCACAACAUUCUACAGCUAUAUGCCAUCCCAUCUGGUUUGGGCUUAGUCCCACUGUCAUUUGUUUUUCAACAGGACAAUGACCCAACCCACCUCCAGGCUGUGUAAGAGCUAUUUUACCAAGAAGGAGAGUGAUGGAGUGCUGCAUCAGAUGACCUGGCCUACACAAUCCCCCGACCUCAACCAAAUCAAGAUGGUUUGGGAUGAGUUGGAUCGCAGAGGUGAAGGGAAAGCGGCCUACAAGUUCUCAGCAUAUGUGGGAACGCCUACAAGACUGUUGGAAAAGGAUUCCAGUUGAAGCUGUUUGAGAGAAAGCAAGGGUGGCAACUUUUGAAGAAUAAAAUAUAUAUUUUGAUUUAACACUUGUGGUUACUACAUGAUUCCAUGUGUUUUUUAAUCAUUUUGAUGUCUUUAUUAUUCUACAAUGUAGAAAUUAGUAAAAAUAAAGAAAAACCCUUGAAUGAGUAGGUGAGUCCAAACUUUUGACUGGUACUGUACAUUCAAUUCCGUAACAGCUCGAGUGGACAUUCCUGCAGUCAGCAUGCCAAUUGCCCGCUCCCUCAGAGAUCUGUGGCAUUGUUGUGUGACCAAACUGCACAUUUUCGAGUAUCCUUUUAUUAUCCCCAGCACAAGGUGGACCUGUGUAAUAACCAAGCUGUUCAAUCAGCUUCUUGAUAUGCCACACCUGUAAGGUGGAUGGAUUAUCUUGGCAAAUAAUAAAUGUUGACUAACAGUGAAACAUCCAACACUUUCCAUGUUGCGUUUAUAUUUUUGUUUUUUGUUGUUACUAUCAGUUUUAGGAACAUUUACCCAAAAUAUGACAUCAGCGAUAAUCAAAAUGUUGAAAAUCUGUGAAUGUCUAAAUAAGAAAUUGGUCCAAUUAAACAUUAAUGUGUCGAACCCUUUCAACAACGGGGAGAUGUUACUGAUGUGCUUUGUAUCUGCGACGUAAAAACAAGUUUUGGACUUCCACACAAAAUUACUUCUUUAGUUAUUUUAUGUUUAAGGAAGUGUGUAGGUCACAUUCUGUAUCAUACAGCUAUGAAAGUUAUAUAUGUAGAACCACCUGUUCAAUUGGAAUCCAGCGACGUCUGUGUCUUCAGUGUCCUAGAACUGUCCAGGUUUUUGUGUUCUGACUUGUAAAACAGGAUGAAUAAGUAAUGUAAACAUAUCAGUAAUUACCAGGAAGCUCUACAUUUGUUUUAAAAUCACACUAAGAUUGUUAAAACUGGCCUCGGGUUAUUGAGAGAUCUGAUUUAGGAUUUACCCUCGUAGCAAGGUUGUUUUAUCAUGUGGUUUCAUUCGGGUCUCUAUUUAAAAAUAACACUGUCUUUGGCAGGAGAAAGGCCAGACUCGGAGGAACCAGAGCCAGGGACGUCCAAACUAGCAAGACGACACCACUGCUCCCACUGUGGAAAGAGUUGUAACCGGUUAUGGAAUCUGAAACGACAUGAGAGAAUGCACACAGGGGGGAAGCCUUACCACUGUUCCCAGUGUGGAAAGAGUUUUCGCCAGAAAGCACACCUGAAAGCUCACGAGAGAAUACACACAGGAGAGAAGCCUUACCACUGCUCCCAAUGUGGAAAGUGUUUCAACCAACCGGGGGAGCUGAAACAACAUGAGAGAAUACACACAGGAGAGAAGCCUUACCACUGCUCCCAAUGUGGAAAGUGUUUCAACCAGAGAGUAAACCUGAAACAACAUGAGAGAAUACACACAGGAGAGAAGCCUUACCACUGCUCCCAAUGUGGAAAGUGUUUUGUCCGUCUGGGGGAGCUGAAACUGCAUGAGAGAAUACACACGGGAGAGAAGCCUUACCACUGCUCCCAAUGUGGAAAGUGUUUCAACCAGUCGGGGCAGCUGAAACAACACGAGAGAAUACACACAGGAGAGAAGCCUUACCACUGCUCCCAAUGUGGAAAGUGUUUCAACCAGAGCGUAAACCUGAAACAACAUGAGAGAAUACACACAGGAGAGAAGCCUUACCACUGCUCCCAAUGUGGAAAGUGUUUCAACCAGUCGGGGGAGCUGAAACGACAUGAGAGAAUACACACGGGAGAGAAGCCUUACCACUGCUCCCAAUGUGGAAGGUGUUUCAACCAGUCGGGGCAGCUGAAACAACACGAGAGAAUACACACAGGAGAGAAGCCUUACCACUGCUCCCAAUGUGGAAAGUGUUUCAGCCAGUCGGGGGAGCUGAAACGGCAUGAGAGAAUACACACAGGAGAGAAGCCUUACCACUGCUCCCAGGGUGCAAAGCUUUUGCCCAUUUAGGAAGCCUGAAAGAACAUAUUAGACUGCACACAGAGGAGAAGGCUUAGAAAAGCUCAGACUGUGGGAAAACAUAUUACUCAUAACAGUCAUUAAAACGUCAUUAGAGAAUCUACACAGGAGAGAGAAAUUACUUCUCUUAGCGUGUAUGUUGAUAUUUCACAUCACAUUUACUUAAAAUUCAUCAGAGAACAUACACAGUGCUCCCGUUGUCUUAUAUUGUUGACUGACAAUGUGUUUACCUGUCUUUACCAGAUUAAAUUAAAUGGUACAGGGUAUACUCAAACAUAUAUUUGUUUGUUUUUAUUAGAAAACAUUAAUUGAAUAUGGAGUCUGUCCGUUUGAAUAUAAAGGAGAUCAGGUUCCUUGUUUUAAAACGUCCUUUUUUAAACUCUUUGUGUGUGUUUAUCUGGGUGUGUCAUUCCUCCAGCACUACAGAUAAUCAAGUGAUAUUUGGAUGUGAUGCAUUAGUUCCAUUGUUGACAUUUGCAUUGUUGGCCCACUGAUGAUUUAAUUAAAUGAAAAUGUUCAGACUCUGUAAUGGAAAAUGUUAAUUGUUUGUGUGUCCACAUAACUGAGUAUGUGACUAACCUUGUGAAACUGUCCUAUUAUAAGCUCCUUUUCUUGGGAGUAUCAUCCUGUGUUGCAAACCAAUUUGCACCUGUGUCCUUGUAUGAAUAAAGUCCUGCCCAGGAACAGGAAACUAUAAAGAUAUGUGCUCAUCACUCAAUACUUCAGGAAUUCAGACUGUCUACACUGCGCUGUGUAACUCUGUUAUUCUCUCUGAGCUCAGAAAUAAAGAAUCUUGGUUUGA